Endocarpon pusillum Z07020 is the source of this 984-nucleotide messenger RNA. RefSeq lists its product as uncharacterized. NCBI's taxonomy places the organism in Eukaryota, Fungi, Ascomycota, Eurotiomycetes, Verrucariales, Verrucariaceae. The record is from RefSeq and is a predicted model, not a curated record. The coding region runs from base 1 to 984 and encodes 327 amino acids. The transcript is spliced from 3 exons.
AUGGCCCCAGUCAAUGAUACCGGGAGCGGACGUUCAGAGGGUGCACAGAGGUCUCUCAAUGAGCGCAACCCCGAAUGCAUUGACCUACGCUAUCGGAGAGGGCAUUUGGGCGAGACGGUGACCAGCCCGCCCCCGGUGGUCUGCACGACUGACCCGCCCACCCCUCAUGUUCGAGGCACCAUACCGGUCACAAACCUGGGUUUGAAGCAAAAGCAAGGGCCAUCUUUGGCCAUGCGUCGAGCUCAUGGCCGCCGAAUCGGCUUCAGUUAUGAGGUACCAGUGUUGAUUGCUCCCAAGGAGGAUGAGGAUGUCAGAGGGACUAUGACACAGUUUUUAGAGCAUGUCAAAAAUAGGCACAAUAGAUUGCUCCCCUCUCAGCACCCUCGGAUGACGACCACGUAUAUUUUUCGACCUUGGAUGCCGCCAAUCUGGCUCCGAGAUACGUCCACGUGGGCUACAGAAAUUGACCAUGAUGUACCGCCCAUGCCUGGAGUACCCCAACUUAAACGACUCGCUCAAGCUGUCAUUCACUUCGAUCAGGCUUUGGAGAUCUCAAUGCCUUAUCAGCGCGACGUAACAAACCGGCGGAGGAUGAAGGGAAACUGGAGGGACAGUCCUGGAUUAGCGAACAAAUCUCGUUCGGAGGCUAUUGCUGCGAUUGAGGAUGCACCAAAUGCGACACAACUUGGACUCAUGCUGCAUGGGACAGAUUCCCAGUUCUAUCAAUGGUGUUUCAGUGGUAUAGCUGGCGGCAUUGAGGUCUGCAAUCCCAGGGAGAUCACUGUGGCCGAGGAUGCCGUCCAAUGGGUCGACUUUGUUCUCUCCUUCGUCCAGGGUUCUCUGGCAUGCCGGAGUCGGGAUAAUCUAGAGAGAUUUCCUCCCAACCACGAGGGACUUGCGCAUUUCUUGUCUGGAAAGUGUCCGCCGGCUGGUGCCACCGUUUUACCUGCAUCAAGAAGACGGUACGACUCGGAAAGACGGUAG